Spodoptera littoralis (African cotton leafworm) is the source of this 1959-nucleotide messenger RNA. The record is from the annotation of a GenBank genome assembly. Lineage: Eukaryota; Metazoa; Arthropoda; Insecta; Lepidoptera; Noctuidae.
AUGAAGCAACGAGUGGCGACGGAUGAGCGGCCCUUUAAAACGGGAUCCACUGAUGAAACCCCCAGUGAAGAGGAACCAGCAGCAGCUUUGGUCGUACCUCCAGAUGGCGGUUGGGGAUGGGUCGUCAUGAUUGCAUCCUUCUGCUGCAAUUUCAUGGUGGACGGAGUUAUCUUAUCCAAUGGAGCCAUACUUCCAGCCAUUAGAAAAGAAUUUAAUGCGACUGAAAUCGAAGUGGCUCCGAUCAACUCCUUGCUUGCUGGAUUUUACCUUCUUCUUGGACCUAUUGCCUCGGCCUUGGCAAACAAAUACGGAUUCCGAAAGGUGACUAUCCUAGGGAGUUUGAUAUCCGCAGCUGGCUUCGCUAUCUCCUACUACGCCACUAGUCCUCAAUAUCUGUACGUUACUUAUGGAGUAAUCGGAGGAUUUGGAGUAUGUCUGAUAUUCAUGCCGGCUGUACUGACCGUCGGAUUCUACUUCGAGAAAUGGAGGGCUCUCGCCACAGGAAUAGCUCUCUGCGGCUCAGGAGUUGGAGUCUUUGUCAUGUCGCCCAUCACCAAGUCACUUGUUGAUAAUUAUGGUUGGAGAAUGACAAUCUUCAGUCAGUCCGGUAUGAUGUUGCUGUGUAUCCUUUUUGGAUUAACCUUCAAACCAAUCGAGCCAGUACAUGUUGUAGUAGAAGAAGAAGCCGCGACAUCUGAAGAAGAUGAAGCGGAACGUAAAAAAAUGGCGGCGGAGAAGUUAGCGGAGAAAAACAUGAUGAAACUCGAAAACAGACUCGACUCCGGCAUAAGAAUGCCACCUGACAUGAAAUUCGCAACCAAAUCCAGCCCCCACACAUGGAUGGGCGUUUCUAAUAACACGCGUUACCCCACAGCAGAAGAGGUCUUCCGUGGGAGCAGUACAUACAUAAAUGGUCAGCGACGAUCCUCCGCUACUGCAGGAACGAUUAAAAGUAAUCUGGGACCUAAACCCGUUUAUGCCACGGUCAGCGAAAAAGACGAACAAGAAGACUCUAACACUACUCCUGACAAGGCAACUCAACCUUUGAUUGGAUCAGUACUUCGAGUCAUGUCUCGCAACGACUUCAGUCAGCAACGCCGCUCAACAGCUGAUUUGGUUGCCAGACCCCUAUACCGUGAAGACAUCUUCUUCGGAGCUAGUUUGGCCAGACUUCCUCAAUAUACGUCACGAACAUCUCUUGGAUACCAUUUGGCUGUUACCCACGUACCGUCACCUGAAGACGCAAAGGAAGAAGAAACAAAGAAAUGCCGAAUUUGCCCAGUAGCCGUGCGCAGAGCUUUGGCCACCCUCUUGGACGUCAGCCUAUUCAAGUCUGUGACUUUCGUGAUUCUGGCUCUCAGUGGUUUCUUCACAAUGACUGGUUUCUUUGUGCCCUUCGUGUACGUGCAAAAUAGAGCACGUGAAAAUGAUGUACCCCCCGAGGCUAUUGAAUGGUUGGUGUCUUCGAUUGGAGUAGCAAACAUUGUUGGACGAUUGGUAUGUGGACUGGUGUCAUCCAUGCCAAAGGUGUCCCCGUUGUUGGUCACCAACAUUGCUCUCACCAUGGGCGGUCUUGCUACAAUGCUUAGUAACUUGUGCUUCGACACCUACUUCCAGUACGGAUACUGCGUCAUAUUCGGUCUUUCUGUGGCUUGCUUCGCUGCUCUGCGUUCCAUCGUCGUUGUUGAAUUCCUUGGACUCGAAAGAUUGACCAACUGCUUUGGCCUUUUCCUCCUCUUCCAAGGAAUUGGUGCUUUAAUAGGUUCACCAAUUGCUGGAAUGCUGUACGAUGCCACAAAAAGCUAUGCUAUAUCAUUCUAUGUAUCCGGGGCAUUUAUACUCCUAUCAGCAGUUAUGUGCUAUCCUAUCAAUAGGAUUAGCAAGUGGGAGAAGAAACGCGCUGAAGAGAAUGAGAAGUUGAAGAGCACUGUCCCAACAAGUUUAGUCGACAAAGUAUAA